Pyricularia oryzae 70-15 is the source of this 2373-nucleotide messenger RNA. RefSeq names its product glycosyl hydrolase. Gene Ontology annotation, molecular function: hydrolase activity, acting on carbon-nitrogen (but not peptide) bonds. The transcript has a single exon. Lineage: Eukaryota; Fungi; Ascomycota; Sordariomycetes; Magnaporthales; Pyriculariaceae. Gene Ontology annotation, biological process: carbohydrate metabolic process. The record is from RefSeq and is a predicted model, not a curated record. Bases 1 to 2244 code for a protein of 747 amino acids.
AUGGCUAAGAUGUCGGCUUCCGGUGGGACCCUGUCAUUUACCCCAAAGGCCGACUCGUAUUUCUAUGAGUCGUUUUCAUGCCGCAAGACAACUGCCGACGGAUACAACGCCAUCUCUUUCGUGGCUCAGGCCCCGGCUGCUGGGUCUUCGAUGACGAUAGAGAUCCAGACGAAUCCCUCUUGCGAUGCCGGGACUACCUACAAGAGCGCUUACUAUGGCCUGACCGGGAUUGGUACCACGCAGAAGACCUUCACCGUGCCUCUGAGCUCUUUUGUCGGCACUGAAGCGCCGAAGCUCGACUUUGUCUCGACUUUUGCCUUCAGCGUCUUCUCUUCAACCAAGGAAGGAUGGAAGCUGAGCAAUAUCCAGCUUGUGUGCAACCCUUCAAGUGUACCGUCAUCCUCGGUUGCGCCAACGCCGGCCACCUCGACGACCGCCGGGGCCAGCACAGUCUCUCCCACUUCCACUCGUGCUCCUACGGCCCAGUCCACCUCUGCUGUAGCCACCACCGCGACCUCGUCGACCUCGGCAGCCCAGCCUUCGGCCGGCACAUGCAAGACACAGGUUAUUGACGACUGGCAGUCACAGUCGCGCCUGACCUUCCUGUACUACAACGCCAUGUUGAAGCCAUCCAGCGACGAGGGCUCCAUGAACUCCAUUGUGGUCGGAACCAAUAACAGAGUCACACUGAACCCCAAGGACAAGUCCUCGUACUUCUACAGCCAGACUGGCUGCACCAAUGCCAAGGGUAUCUAUGGCGGCAUCUCGUUGAAGAUUAAGGCAUCUUCCGGGGCCAAGUUCGCGGUCCAGCUUGCCUCGGUCAAAUCGUGUGACAGCUCCGACCAGGCUGGGUCGGGAUACAGGAGCACCACCGAACUCGGCUGGACAUUUGACGGCUCCGAGAAGCUUUACCAUAUCGACUUUGCCAAGUUCCCCGAGGUUGACUUCACCAAGCUCAACACGGUGCUCUUUGCCGAGCUGCCUGGCACCGUAGUCUUGGGCCCCAUGGCCUUCUACUGCGGCAGCCAAGUGGCCGAGUACAGCGUUCCCAAGUACACUUACCCCGCCGUGCCCUCGGCGACAGUCGCUGCCCCUAACGGCCCGGCCCAGGCAACCAUGGUGAUCGAUACGUUUUCGAACAAGAACACGAACAACCAGGGCGGAUGGCACGGCGGCGACGAUGCUAUGAAGCUCGUCUGGGGAACCAACAAGCUGACCAUCACAUCCACGGAUGCCGACUACGCCUUCUACAGCAACCUGGGAACAACCUGCAAGGACAUUACCAGCUUCGACGGCGGCUACCUCCACAUCCAGUACAGCGGCAGCACCAAGUUCACCAUCGCCCUUCAGCAACAUAACUCCAACUGCGAUGAGACCAUUGCGCCCUUCCCCGAGACCUGGGACUCGAUCGAGGCUGCACGUUAUGCUAGCAACGGUCACAUCUACAUCCCAAUGUCACACUUCAACAUUGAGCGCAAGCGCGCCCUCGCCGUGGCCCUCAAGGGGUUCUACUCGAGCGACCCCGUCACUCUGUCCAAGAUUGAGAUCGUCAACAAGGUCCCCAGCGGCUUCAAGAUCCCCAGCAAGCUGGCGACGGGCAACCUCGUCUUUGCCUGCAAGCGACCCAACUCGUUCGCGUUUGCCAUUGACGACGGCGCCCCGAACCUGGCGCCGCAGGUCAUGGACAUCAUCCGCGACGAGGGCAUCAAGGUAACCUUCUUCACUGUGGGCGCGCCGCUCGAGGACCCCGGAACCAACCUGAGCACCAUCUACCGCGACAUGGUUUCGCAGGGCCACCAGCUGGCGCUGCACUCGUACACGCAUCCCAAGAUGGAGGGCCUGCCCAGCAACGACGCCAUCGACUGGGAGUACGCCGAGGACAUCCAGGCCGUCAAGGACCAGUUCAACGGCUACACCAGCAAGUACUUCCGCCCACCUUUCGGGAACGAGGGUGCCCGCAUGAGGCAGCGCCUGGUGGCCAACACGGGGUCCGACAGCGCCUACAUUGUCAACUGGAGCGUCGACGUCGAGGAUUGGCUCUGGGCCGAGUCCUCGACGCCCGAGAAGCAGCUCGACGCCUUCAAGCGCGACGUCGCCAAGGGUGGAAACCUGGUCGUGCUGCACUAUCUCUACCCCAGCACCGUCAGCUACCUGAGGCAGUUCAUCCAGCUGGCAAAGGCCACCGGCAAGAACCUCAUGCGGGUCGACCAGUGCAUGGAGGACCCCAACGCACCUCCUUUGUAAAUCGUUUCAGCCUUGGAGCGGUUAUGGCUAAUUUAGACAGCAAGCCAGCUAAGGAGGUUAUGUGUGGAUUUCAUCGGGAGGCUGAUGUUGUGGGCGAUUGCAGAUCAUUCAUCUCGUCGUGAUUUGUUG